CGUGGUUAUUUCUCAUUGAUUUCAACGUUUAUCCAGAAUUGCACAUGUGAUUUAAUUUUAUAUUUUCAAAGAUGUUUUUACAAAGUUUGACAACUUUUAUUAAGAAAAAGAAAAAUUAUGCUGAGAAACUUGCGUCUUUUGAGAUUGAUAAAGAACCAAACAAAGAUGAGUACAAAAGAAUUUUAGAUAUUUUGUGUGAAUUCUUAAUGAAUCCAAAAUCUACAGAAGAUGUUGCUGAAUGUUUUCCACAAUUAUUGCCUAUAUUAAUCUCUACAAGUAUCUCAAUGGAAAAAAUUUCUUUUGAUGAUGGAGAUUCACUUCAUAAAUUAAAUUCUGUCAUUUUAGGAAAAUUACUUUGCAAAAAUCAAGAUCUGUUAAUAUUUGUUCUACAUUAUUUUGAGUUAAAUCCAGCUCCAUUUGAAUCUAUAGAAGUUGAUUAUAGUCCAUCUUCAAAACGACGUAAUAAACGAAAAAUAAUAUCUUUUGUAGAAGUAUCUGAUUAUGAUUUAGUAACUGCCUGUUAUGAUAUUCUAUGUAGUGCUUCAAUGCAUUUUAAACACAUAUGGAAUUGGUCUAAAUUUUAUAAAUAUUUAAUUCAUGAAGAUGAAGGUGUUAGAUGGAUAGCGAUAAAUUGCAUUGCUAUUGUGUUAGGAAUGUCGGAAUCUUGCUAUUUAUCUUGUGCAAAUGAUUUCCUUUCAAAAAUUCAACAAUUCUCUACUGAAAGUAAAGAAAUUAAUAAAAAUAAUAUAACAUUUGAAGAUACCAAAGAAAUAGAUCAAAUUUUUGAUGUACCUUCAGUAGUAUCUAUUGGAGGAAUAUUACUUCCAGUAUUUAAAAAAUCUAAAUGUAAAAAUAAUUUGAAUCUUGUUCCUGUACCAUCUACACGACAAAACUUGCAAAACUUGGCUUUUGCAAUAUCUUCAAAUAAUUGUGUAUGUUUACAAGGUGCAGUUGGUUCAGGAAAGACUGCAUUAGUAGAAUUUUUAGCGCAUGCUACUGGCCAUGAUGCGCAAAAUUUUGCAAAAGUACAAUUAGGUGAUCAAACAGAUUCUAAAAUGUUAUUGGGAAUGUACAGAUGUACUGAUAUUCCUGGAGAAUUUUUAUGGCAACCAGGGAUAUUGACUGAAGCUGUGUUAUCUGGCAAAUGGCUACUUUUGGAAGAUAUUGAUUGUGCUGCUUCAGAUGUUCUUAGUGUAAUUGGACAACUUGUAGAAACUAAAACAUUAUCAGUUCCUGGUUACAGAGAUUUAAUACACAUAAAAAGUGGAUUUCAAUUGUUUGUUACAAGAAGAUUGAUUUCUGGAGGAACACAAAAAUCACUUCAAAUACCAAUACAGAAAGAAUGGUCUUGUGUUAAUGUAGAAUCUUUAUCAAAAAAAGAACUCGUGACAAUAGUUCAAACUUUAUUUCCAGUAUUACAUACAGUAGCUACAAGGAUUGUUGAUGUAUUUUUAUUAUUUUCUGUUGGAAAUCAUGAAAAUGAAAUUGAAAUGAAUAAUAUGAAAAAUUCUAGACAAAUCUCUACUAGGGAUUUGAUUAAGUGGUGUUCCAGAGCUAUUAUUGAUUUUGAUGUAUCUUCACCUAGUUCGGCAUUGAAGAUCUUUCAAGAUUCUUUAGAUGUUUUUUGUUGUUCUAUAUCAAAUUCUGUACAACGUUUAAAUUUGGCAAUAGCAGUAGCACAUAAAUUAGGUAUUGUAAAAACAAAAGCUGAAUUUUUUGCUGAAAUAUAUAAACCAUCUGUAAAUGUUCACGAAAAAUGUCUCAUUGUUGGUAGAGCAAAGUUAGAAAUAAAAAAAUCUGACAGGGUUAAAUUAGAAUCAAAAAAUUCAAAUUUUUCUUAUACAAGACCAUCUGUUUGUCUUUUAGAACGAAUAGCUAGUUGUAUUAUUCAAAAAGAGCCAGUUCUUUUAGUUGGAGAGACUGGAACAGGCAAAACAAGUUGUGUACAAUAUCUUGCGCAAAUAACAGGUCAUAAAUUAAUAGUAAUAAAUAUGAAUCAACAAAGUGAAAGUACAGAUUUACUUGGUGGUUAUAAACCAGUAGAUCUUAAACUUUUGAUCCUUCCAAUUCGUGAAGAAUUUGAAAUUUUAUUUCGAUCAUAUUUUGCAAUUGAACCAAAUCUAAAAUUUUUAAAUCAUAUUGGAUAUUGCUUUGAAGAAAGAAAAUGGAAGACAUUAACUACUUUAAUGAUUCAUAGCACUAAUGCUGCUUUGAGAAGAUUGAGAGCAUCUAUGAAAAAUCAAGAUGAAGUAGAAGUUUUAAAGAAAUGGGAAAAAGUAGCACAAAAAUUAGAAAAACUUCAAUCUCAAGUGCAAAGUCAAUAUUCCUUAGCAUUUUCUUUUGUAGAAGGUAGUUUAAUAAAAGCAUUAAAGAAUGGAGAUUGGGUUUUAUUAGAUGAAAUUAAUUUGGCUACUGCAGAAACAUUGGAAUGUCUUUCUGGUUUAUUGGAAGGAUCCUGUGGAUCUCUAUCUUUAUUAGAGCGCGGAGAUAAAGAACCUAUAAAAAGACAUAAAGAUUUUGCAAUAUUUGCUUGUAUGAAUCCUGCAACAGAUGUUGGUAAAAAAGAUUUGCCAGUAGGAUUGAGAAAUAGAUUUACAGAAUUUUUUGUUGAUGAACUUAUAGAGAAGUCAGAUUUGCAACUUUUAAUAAGUUCAUAUUUAAAUGAUUUGAAUCUUCCAUCAGGAAAAAUUGAAAGCAUUGUCAAAUUUUACUUAAAUGUCAGAAAAGAAGCAGAAAUUACUCUUCUUGAUGGAACUGGGCAUAAACCACAUUAUAGUUUGAGAACUUUGUGUCGUGCUUUAAAUGUAUCUGCACAAAAUCCUUGUGCAAAUGCAAUGAGAUCUUUAUAUGAGGCAUUUUGUUUAAGUUUUCUAACACAACUAGAUAGUAAUUCUUAUCCAAUAGUACAUAAAAUGAUAGUAAAAGCUAUUUUAGGGGAUAAAAAUGCGAGUGCUAUUAUUGGAAUUCCAAUUCCAAGACCACAUGGUUUUGCUGAUAGUUUUAUCUGCUUUGAAGGCUAUUGGAUUCCUAAAGGUGAUCUUGAUCCACAAAUUCCAGAAAAUUAUAUUCUUACAGAAACAGUCAAACAAAAUUUGAAAGAUUUGGUACGAGUAGUAUCAAUAGGUAAAAUACCUGUACUAUUGCAAGGUGAUACUUCUGUUGGAAAAACUAGUUUAAUUACAUAUUUGGCAAAAGCUUCUGGACAUGUCUGUGUUAGAAUUAAUAAUCAUGAACACACUGAUUUGCAAGAAUAUGUUGGUACUUAUAUAGCUGAUUCUACUGGAAAGUUGGUCUUUAAAGAGGGUGUUCUAGUAGAUGCUAUGCGAAAAGGAUAUUGGAUAAUUUUGGAUGAAUUAAAUUUAGCACCUAGCGAUGUUUUAGAAGCUUUGAACCGAGUUCUUGAUGAUAAUAGAGAAUUGUUUAUUCCUGAAACUCAACAAGUUGUAAAAGCACAUAAUAAUUUCAUGUUAUUUGCUACUCAAAAUCCUCCAGGUUUAUAUGGUGGAAGAAAAAUGUUAUCACGUGCAUUUCGAAAUAGAUUUGUUGAGUUACAUUUUGAUGAAAUUCCAUCUAAAGAACUUCAAAUAAUUUUACAUAAAAGAUGUAAAAUGCCAGAAACAUAUUGUAAACAAGUAAUCAAUGUAAUGACAGAACUUCAAAUACGAAGAAAGAGUACUGCAACUUUUGCUGGAAAGAAGGGUUUUAUAACUCUUAGAGAUUUGUUUCGUUGGGCUGAAAGAUAUCAUCUCGCACCCGAUACUGGAGGUACUUUGUAUGAUUGGAGUCAACAUUUAGCUGAUGAAGGAUAUUUAGUUCUUUCUUCAAAAGUUCGUCAUCCUGAUGAAUGUUUAGAAAUUAUACAAGUAUUAAAGAAACAUUUAAGAAGAGAUGUCGAUCCAGAUGCUCUAUUUUCACUUUCUGAAAAAACUUCUACUGUUACUAAGCCAAUUUUGGAAUCUCUUUUGUCAAAAAAAAUUCCAGGAUUUGAACAUUUAGUUUGGACAUAUCAGAUGCGUAAAAUGGCAGUACUUCUUUCAAAAGCCUGUGAUUUCAAAGAACCAGUUCUUUUAAUUGGUGAAACAGGGGGUGGCAAAACUACUGUUUGUCAACUAUUGUCUGUAAUUAGACAACAGGAACUUAGUAUUGUCAAUUGUCAUAUGCAUACAGAAGCUUCAGAUUUUCUUGGAAGUCUUCGUCCAGUUAGAGAACAUGGAGAAAAUCAGAAAUUGUUUGAAUGGGUUGAUGGUCCUUUAGUAAAAUCUAUGAAAAAUGGAGGCUUUUUUUUGAUAGAUGAAAUUUCUUUAGCGGAUGAUAGUGUACUUGAGCGACUGAACUCCCUUUUAGAACCUGAACGUAAACUUUUAAUCGCCGAAAAACCAUCGUCCGAAGAAAAUGCAACAGUCACUGCUCAUGAAAAUUUUAUUUUUGUUGGUACAAUGAAUCCUGGCGGUGAUUACGGUAAAAAAGAACUUUCACCAGCCCUUAGAAAUAGAUUUACGGAAAUUUGGUGCGAAGGUUGUGUUUCAAUGGAUGAUCUUAAAUGCAUUAUAGAACAUAAUUUACAUAAGGAAUUCAAGAAAAAUGUUUCUACAGCGAUAAUAGAGUUUAUUAAAUGGUUACAAUCUAUGGAAAUAGGAAAGAAACUUGUUGUUAGUGUCAGAGAUAUACUUACAUGGGUCAAUUUUGUUAAUUGUUGUGAAAAUUUAAAAAUAGGAGAUGCCUUCUUCCAUGGUGCAGCUUUAAGCUAUAUUGAUGGACUUGGAUCUGGUUUGACCGCUGCAGAAAAUUCAAGAAAAUUAAAAGAUUUUAAGGAUUCAGCAUUGAAAUUUAUUCAACAGCAAAUACAAAAUACAUUAAAAUCUGAAUUAAUAUUAAAUUAUAAGGAAUUUGAUAUUGAAUAUCAUAAAGAUAAAUUUGGAAUUCAUCCAUUUUACGUGAAAAAGGGGAAUGAACAAAUUCCAAACAAUAUACAAUUUGCUUUUUCAAGUCCAACAACAAAAAUGAAUACUCUAAAAGUUUUACGUGCUUUACAAUUAAGGAAACCAAUCUUAUUGGAAGGUAGUCCAGGAGUUGGCAAAACUAGUUUAGUUUCUGCACUUGCUAGAGCAUCUGGACAUCAUCUUCUUAGACUAAAUCUAAGUGAUCAAACAGAUAUUUCGGAUUUGUUUGGAGCUGAUUUACCAGUGGAAGGAGGGAAGCCUGGUGAAUUUUCAUGGAGGGAUGGUCCCUUUUUAAGAGCUCUCAAAAAUGGAGAUUGGAUUCUUCUGGAUGAAUUAAAUCUUGCGUCCCAGUCAGUUCUCGAAGGAUUAAAUGCCUGUCUUGAUCAUCGUGGUGAAAUUUAUAUUCCAGAAUUAGGAAUGUCUUUUAUUGUGAAGUCAGGAACUCGAUUAUUUGGCUGUCAAAAUCCUCUUCGUCAAGGUGGAGCUAGAAGAGGUCUUCCAAAGUCAUUUUUGAACCGUUUUACACAAGUUUUUGUAGAUGCUCUCGAACAGAGCGAUUUAAAGUUCAUUCUAAAUGUUCAAUUUCCGGAAUUAUCAGAAGAUUUACUCGAUAAGAUGAUACAGUUUAAUGAAGAAUUAAGCUCUCAGAUUGGAAUUACCUGGGGCCAUUCAGGAUCACCUUGGGAAAUGAAUCUUAGAGAUGUUACCAGAUGGUGUGAAAUAAUGAUGGCAGGUUUUAGAUUGAGUAAAGAAAAAAUAUUCAAUCCUGGAAAUGGUGCUCAGUUAAUUUAUAUAAACAGAAUGAGAACAAAUGAAGAUAAAAAAAAGAUAAUCGACAUAUAUAACAGGAUAUUUUCGCAGAAUGAUUGGCAUUUGCCAGAUCCAGAAUUUCCAAUUUACUUGACGAAAGAGAAGAUUUUUUUGGGAGAUGAAGUAUUGGAUCGUAACGAUUCUGCGAUUUAUGAAAACAAUGAUUUGCUACUUCUAAGGGAGCAGAAAAUUAUUCUUAAAGGACUUGCACAAUGUGUUAACAUGAAUUGGAUGUCUAUUCUCGUUGGAGGAUCUGGAACCGGGAAAAGUAGUCUCGUUCAUCUUCUCGCAAAUUUGACUGGACGGAAGCUCAAAUCGCUCGUCGUAAAUUCUGCAAUGGACACUACGGAAAUUUUGGGUGGCUUCGAACAGACGGAUUACGAUCGACACUUGGAGGAAUUGUUGGAGCGGGUGGAGGCACUGUUGAUCGGGAUCCUGAGGAAGAAUUUGAGGAAGGAGUGUUUGGAUCAGGUGGCCCACUACCAUGCCCUCCUGGAGAACGUUCGACAUUUGUCCAAAGACGGGGGUGGAGGGGAAACAAUGGAGACGAGCAUGUCGUCCGAGACGAGGCUGUUCCUACGUAAAACCGAGGAAUUAUCGAGGCUCGUGUCCGCGAUGAAAAGGCUCGAGGUCCACCGCGAGAUUUCGGAAUUACACGAGAUCGAGAAAAGGCUGACCGAUCUAUCGAUCGCCGUGAACAAGGACAGAUGCCUGAACGCCGGUGGAAAAUUCGAGUGGGUGGACAGCGUGCUGGUGAAAUGUCUGAGGAACGGCACGUGGUUACUGCUGGACCAGGUGAAUCUCUGCAGCCCGGCAAUUUUGGAUCGAUUGAAUGGGUUGCUGGAACCGAACGGCGCGCUAACGAUCGGGGAGAAGGGUGUCGAUGAGAGCGGGGACGUGUUCACGGUGAGGCCUCACAAGGACUUUCGCCUGUUCCUCGCCAUGGAUCCACGCCACGGGGAGAUAUCCAGAGCUAUGCGCAACAGGGGCGUAGAAAUUAGCAUACCGACCCCUCAAAAUCACGGGCCCCUAGAUCGACUGGACGUGGUGUCUUUGUUGAACAAUUGCGGGAUCUGGAACUGGGCCCAUCGUAAUUCGAUCCUGGAAAUUCAUCGAUCUUUGUACGAGAACCGAUACCGAUUGAACGAGAUGUUGCAAGUUGCUUCGUUCACCAGCCGACAGAUGUCGAAGGGAUUCUCAUUCGAAAGAUCGUUGAGGAACUCGUGUCGCGAGCUUUGCGCCACGCUCGACGCGAGAUCGAGGCACCAAGCUUGGGACAAGAUCGAGGGAAUUUUGUCCGAGGAAAAUGGAGAGAACGGGGAACGAGUCCAUUUUCGUUACGAUCUCGACGCUCUUACGUUGAGAUUAUGCGAUCUUCGAACGAACUCGAGGCUGGCGAUCAUCAAACAACAGGGAUUCCUUUUCAAGUCUGUCGUGGAGAAGCUCAGAGACGAUCCGGAGAAAAUCGAUCUCGGGGAUUUGUUCGAUGAACCGCCCAUCACGGAUACAAAGGAGUUUUUGAAACACCUUCUACUCGACUUUUACGAACAUUCUUCCAUAGACGAUCUACCGAUCAGACGAUUAUGGAGCUCGAACAUUUUCUCGAAGAACGAGUUGGAAGAGUUUGGAAGAACGAACGAAUGUUUGGCCAAGAAAGUGGAGAAUUCGAAACUUUUAUUCGAGUCCGGUUCGGACGUCCCAUUGUACUUGAUCGAACGUUCCACGCUCGCUAAUAAUUUGUCCAUUAAGCUCUACUUUCAAUUGAUGAUUCUCGAUAGCCAGUCGGGGAAUAGAAAUGUUGAAGACGAUGAAGAUGUUAUUCGAUUGAAGGAAUAUUCGUCCGCCGUUUCCUCGGGAAGAUUGUCGACCAACCUGAGACACGAGACGUUGAUAUUGAAAUUCGCCGAGAUGACGGAACAGUGCCGAGUUAUCGUGGACACGAUCCUGGAGCACGGGGAUUUACCGAUAGACGGUAAAACAUGUCUCGAGUUACGGGACGAGUUGAAGUGGUACAAAAGGUUCGACGCGCAAGGCGCUGCGAGAUUGGUGGACAGAUCACGUGGCACGUUCUUCGAUCUACGCGAGAUCAACUCCUCGUUGAUCGUCCAUUACAAAUGGUUGAUCAAAUCCCUCCGACGAUUGUUCUCUCUCCUCCCCCCCUCCCACCAUCUCCACCAACGAUUGUCCGAGUUCUCCGCCCGAUUCUUCCACCUCCACGAGGGGGGGGACAAGUAUCGAAAAUUGCGAAAGAAGGUGAGAAGCCGUCUCCCCUCCGUCCCUUCCCCCCACCACUCCCACGAACGAAUCGCCUUCCUCGAGAAACUCAGAUCCGCGUCGAGAAAGUUGGAGAUAAACGAGGAGGAUUCCCUCGAUCCGUCCAGGACGAGGUUGAAAAUCGCCUCGAUACGACACGGCCAAAACUCGACGGCGAGGGAUACGUUGACGAGGAUCUGGAUCGAGGAUUGGAAGAUGGCGGACGAUCGUUGGAUCGAGGACAAGGAUCGGGAGAUCCGUCGAGUGGACGAGAGCAUAUUGGAAUUGAGGAGCGAGUCGGCCAUUUUCACACCCGCGUGGAGGGAAAGCGUCGAACUGUGCCCCAUCUACGAGUUCUUUUUCCUAGUUCUCGCGCAUCGGUUUCAGCGAAAGUUGUGGGACGAGUACUCGAGGAACGAUGAUUUCCAAGGAGAUGAUUUGAAAGAAAGGGAUUGGAAAAUUUGGGUGGGGGGCGCGUUGAGGAUAUUCGAGGGAGUGGCCACGAUACCUGGACGGUUGAUCGGCUUGAUGACAGUUCUGAGCGAGGAGAGGGGGAGGAGGAUCCCUGCCAUGCUCCACGAGUUGUUCAACGGGCUCGAAGAUUUCACGGGGAGAUCCUUCUCUACCGGGAACUCGAACGUUUUUCUACGCUGUUUGAAAGAGAACGAGAAGGAGGAGGAGGGCUGUGAUGAUUUCCAGACGAGCCUCGUGAAAAAAUCGACCCUCUGCCAUCUCCUGUACGAGCUCUUCUCUCCCGAUCGAGGGGAGGGCGCCACUUUCGGAAACUACGAAAGCAGGAAGAAAUUGUUACUCGCCGUUCGAGCCCUGCUAUGGAGGAACUCCUCCGCCCUCAACUCGACCGAAUACGACGUCUCCUCCAACGACUCGGCCCUCCUACGAUUCUACAUAAACUAUUACCUGUCCACCGUGGACGAGGCCACGAUAGAACUGAAUCUGAACGAGAAAGAAGAUACCGAUCUGACGAAUCGUCUCCUCUCCCCUAUGAACGCGUUACGAGACAUCGCGCGGAGUUUGGAAACCCAGGACGACCCGGUCAGCAGGGGGAGAGGAUGGAUGCUGCUCGGCUACGUCCAACUGUUCCUGUUCGCCGAUCUCGGACCCAUCGACCCGGUCCGAAAGGCGGCGCUGAGAUCGAGAUACCUCGGCGAGAACGUGGCCGAGUUGAAGCGCUCGGUCCUGAUCGAUCGGUUGCAAUCCACGAUUCUGGGCGAUAAACGUUGUUCGGUGAGGACGAAUCGGUUGAAGGAAGCGAGGGAUCGGUCGGAGAGGUCGGGCGACCACCCGGUUAGGCCCCCCUCGAGACUGUUCUCCGAUUUAAGGGAGGAGGUGGAGAAUUUCUCUCGCAACGUUGCCUCUUUUCGUUCCACGUUCGACCGAGUGGAACGAUUGAACGAGCUCGCGAUCGAACGGUCGGAAAAUGAAACCGAGGAGAGGCUGAGGUUGUCGAGGGAGAGAUUGCACGAGGCGGAGAUCUGGAGGAGAUCUUUGGAAAGGUUCUCGGCAAAGUUGGAGAGGAAUUAUCUGCCAGGUUUCCCAGACCUCGUCUCGCCCAUCGUCACCGCCGUCUCGAGCCUCCGCCACGGAUUGUCCAUCUUGACCAACCCUAACCACAGCGCUCGUCCUCUCUCUCACGACCUCCUGCGUUUCCCCGUGGCCGGCAAGUGCCAAGAGAAUUACCUGAACCUGGUUAAACUGUGCUCCGUGGACCCCGGCUCGAGAAUGGCCAAGAUCGCUCUGAUGGAGCUCGAGAAUUUGUCGCUGGCCGCCAGGACAGGAGGAGAAACGGAUUCCUUGAUGGAGCAGUUGGUGAGGAUCCUGGACGGGAUCAGGAUGGCAUGGAGGGAGCGGGAGAAGCGGAGGGAGGAGGAGGAGAGGGAGAGGGAGAGCCUGUUCAGAAGCAAGAAGAAGAAAGAGAAAAAGGAGGAGGAGGAGAUUGAGGAGGAGUUCAGAGACAUGUUCCCUGAUCACGGAUCCGGAGACUUUCUCGACUUCAGGGAAGAAGGAUUGGAGAGCUCGAAUCCUGGAGAAGAGAGGGGAACCGAGGAGGAGAUGUCGUGGAGAGACGCGAGGAUCGUGCGCGAGAUUCACUCGAGCGUUCUGCGAAAUUGUUGUUUCGAGGAUCCAGGAUUGGAGCCCGAUUUCCUUCGUCCAUUGGCCCAAAGGUACGAGUUAUUGGCGCGUGGGAUGAAAACGUGGCCCGAGGACGUCUCCUCCCGACUGUUGUCCGCUCUGAACGUCGUGCUCGUCCCACCCUCCACCUCUCUCGAGAGGGGAGAGACGUACAACUUCUACAAGAACCCGAACGUGGACGAGGUGGAACGUUGCCGUCCCCUGUUCGACCGACUCUCGGCCAGGAUCGACGAGUUGGCGAGCGAAUGGCCCGAGAACCCGCUGUUGAACUCGAUCAGAACGAUAAUCGACAGGGUGCACGGUUUCCCCAUCGAGUCCCCUUUGUCCAGAUACCUGACAGGCGUGGAACUGUUGUUGGCCAAGAUGAAACAGUGGGAAGAGAACGCGCGCCACGACGUCAGCUUGGCCGAGUUCAUCGAAUCUUUCGGCGGCGCUGUGCUGCGUUGGAGGAGGCUCGAGUUCUCGAGAUGGAACGACACGUUGGAGUUGGUCGAGGACGAGUCGAGGGCCGAUUCCUCGAAAUGGUUCUACCUGUUCGACCUGACGGACGAGUAUAUGAUGAACAGUGGAGACGAGUCGAGGAGGUUGAUCGAAACUUUGCAACGUUUCUUGACCGAGUCCUGUCUGAUCGAGUUCGAGGACAGGCUCCAGUUGAUCCGUCUCUUCCAUCUCCACCACUCUCGCACCAGCUUCGAGAACAGGAACGAGAACAGGAGGAAGGAGUUGCUGGCCGUGCUGUGGAACGUUCACCUUUAUUACGCCCGAUUCCUGGACGACGUUCGAGCGAGGAUCAAAGCCUCCAAGGAGCCCAUCGCGAAGAAGUUGAAGGACGCUAUCAAGAUCGCUAGAUGGAACGACUCGAGCUAUUGGUCGGUGAGGAACACCGGCGACAAGACGCGCAGGACGCUGCACAAAUUCGCCAGGGAGUACCGUAAGUCUCUGGCAGAGAACGUCGCAGCUCACCUCACUCUGAAAUCCUCCUCCUCGGGCACAUCUUCCUCAGGGAGAUCCUCCUCCUUAGGGAGAGCCUCAGGGAGACCCUCCUCCUCAGGGAGAUCCUCCUCCUUAGGGAGAUCCUUAGGGAGAGCCUCAGGGAGAGCCUCCUCCUUAGGGAGAGCCUCAGGGAGAUCCUCCUUCUUAGGGAGAGCCUCAGGGAGACCCUCCUCCUCAGGGAGAGCCUCAGGGAGAGCCUCAGGGAGACCCUUCUCCUUAGGGAGAGCCUCAGGGAGAUCCUCCUUCUUAGGGAGAACCUCAGGGAGAUCCUCUUCCUUAGAGAGAGUCUCAGGGAGAUCCUCUUCCUUAGAGAGAGCCUCAGGGAGAUCCUCCUCCUUAGAGAGAGCCUCAGGGAGAUCCUCUUCCUCAGGGAGAUCCUCUUCCUCAGGGAGAUCCUCUUCCUUAGGGAGAGCUUCAGGGAGAGCCUCAGGGAGAGCCUCCUCCUUAGGGAGAGCCUCAGGGAGAGCCUCAGGGAGAUCCUCCUCCUUAGAGAGAGCCUCAGGGAGAUCUUCCUCAGAGAAAUCCUCCUCAGGGAGAUCCUUCUCCUCAGAGAGGAGGCUACCAUUCCAACUAACCGAUUUCUUGAUCGAUCUGGAUCGAGACGCGUGCUCGAUCGAGUUGGGCGCACGAAGACUGGAGAGAUUGGGGGUGAAGGCUCGCCGACACUGCGAACGAGUGAUCUCGAGCCACGACUACUCUCGAAUUCGAAGAGACAUCGAGGCGUUCAUCGAGGAUUGCCUGGAGGAGGUGGAAACGUUGAGGAUGGAGGAAGGGGGGCGGUCGAAGGGCACGGCGCAGAGGAAGAGGAUGGCGUUGGCGAAUUACUUCAAAACGCUGACGAGCCGCCUCGGCGUCUCGUACAGGAUCGGGGCGCUCGCAUGGAAGAAUCGGAGGGACGAGGUGGUGAAUCUCGCGUGCAGCCCCCUGGAUCUGCGCGAGUUCAUCCUUGGGGACGAGUCGUUUCCUCGGAACGAAAGGAGAGGACUAGGAAAGGGACUGGCCGAGGAGUGGUCCGAUUGCGACAGGUAUUACUACGGUUCCAUGGCCAAGUUGAACUUCCUCGACGGGAUGCUGAACAGCGGGAGGGCAAAGUUGGGCGCGGGGGACGCGGAGCGCUGCCGCGGCCUCUCCGCCCACCUGGCCCUCCUCGCCCACCGCCAGAAAGAGGCGAUCGCCGACCUCUCGAACGCGUUGCUCCCUUUCCAUCUCCAAGUGUCCAACCUCGCCUCGAUGACGAGCAUCGUCGAAGGGGAGGAGGAUCCCUCCAAAGUUUCGUUGGAGGGGACGAAGGAAGAUGAAAGAUGGGAGAUGCUGAGGGGAGUAAUUCCAGCGCAGAGGGAAUUUCGAAGGGCGGCGAACGACUUCCAACGAUUGUUGGAGGUGUUGCAGAUAUCCCUGAAGCAGUUGCUAGUGUUUUUGGAGAGUUGUCCAAUGACGGAGGAGGGGGAGGGUGACUUGGAUUUGAACGAGGCGCGCGUACCGGCGUUGAGGGACGGGAGCGUAGCGAGGGAAGCAGCUGGUUCGAUCAAGGGUUGCCUGGAGUCGGUGAGGGGGAUAGCGAGCGAGUCGAAUCGGUGGAUCUCGGUGGAGAGGAGGGUGGAACGAUCGGGUGGAGGGGCGUUGCUGGCCCACCGGGGCCGCGUCGAAUUCUUGGGGGCGAGUUAUCGACGGAUCGAUCGAAUAAAAAGGGAGCUGGCCGAGUUGGGGCGGGCGUUCACCGACGAUCACCCGAUCGUCGAGAGCGUGCGUUUUCUGAUCGGGAGGAUCGAGGAGAGCAACGAGGUAUUUGGAUCGGUAGCCUCGGUGGGACAAGCGACUUGCAAUGAGUUGCAAGAUUCGAGGAGGAAGGGGUACGAGGAGAAGUUGGACGCGUUGGUCACCCAGAUCCUACUCGUCGUUCAGAAGAGGGUUCAGGAUUGCCGGGAGAGCAGGGACCGGUUGAUCGAAAACGAAGGAGAGGAAAAUAUGAUGACCAAGGGGUUGGUGGAGUCGUUGGAGAAGAUCGUUCCGGAGCUGCGUUUGAACACGGUGUCACGAAUGCUCGGCGAGUUGUUGGGAAUUAUUCAGGAAUCGGACGUUGAAUUUGCGAAUGAUUGUGUAAGAUCUCUUUUGCGUUAUCUACCUCUUCUCGAGCAAUACACCCUCCUUCUCCGUUACUACCUCUACGAGCAAGUGGCGUGUUUCCGUCUCACUUGCAAAUUCCUCUAUCUUCAACUGACCGUGUUCCUCGAUCUGGCGGCCGACGGUUUCUGCCUGCCGAGCGACGAGGCCGAGGCCGAGGCGGAGCGCGGGGAGGAGGCGGGGAGGAACGUCGAGGGUGGGAUGGGAUUGGCCGAGGGCGAGGGGCGGGAGGACGUGUCCGAGAGGAUCGAGAGCGAGGACCAGUUGGAGGGGGCGAGGGACCCGCGCGAGGAGGAGGAGAAGGAGGGGAAGAAGGACGUGAGCGAGGAGGAGAAGGGGAUAGAGAUGUCGGAGGAUUUCGGGGGGACGGUGCAGGAUAUGGAGCCACGGAGGGACGAGGAGGAGGAAGAGAGGGAAGAGGAGAACGAAGACAUCGACAAGGAGAUGGGUGAGACCGAUGAAACUGCCGACAAAUUGGACGAAGAGAUUUGGAAAGACGAAGAUGAGGAGGAGGAGGAUGAAAGUAAGGAGAGUGAAAAGGAGGAGAGGGGGAGAGGCGAGAAAACUGGAAAAGAGGAAUUGAGCGCGAAGGACGAGGAGACUAAAGAUAAAGGGGACGAGGAAACGGAGGAGGGCGAAAGGGAGACGGAGGGGAAGAAAGAGAUCAACGAGUUCGAAGAGCCUGAAGUGAACGAGGAUCAGAUAGAUCCGUAUCACGGAAAAAUUAGGCCGGAAAUAGAGCCGGAACCGUUCGAGCUUCCGGAGGAUGUUAAUCUGGACGAGGAAGGGAAGGAGGAUAAUCCUGAGGGCGAGGAGGAGGAUCCCUUCGACAUCGAUCAGAUGAAAGAGUCGAAAAUUUCGGAAGAAAUGGACAAGGAAGAGGGAGAAGAAGAGGAGAAACGAAAGGAGUCUGGUGAAGAGGACGAGGAGGAGGAGGAGGAGGAAGAAGGUUCAAACUUGGACAAGAGAAGAGAGGAGAAGGUUGAGAGGGAUGAGAGAAACGAGAACCUCGAGGAUGAGAAGGAGGAGGAGAAGGACAACAAUGUGGAAGAGAAGAACAUGGAGGAAGAUACGGCGCCGGCAAGUUUCGACGCUGGUAGCAAAGAGGUGGACGCCUCUGAGGAAGUUGAGUCGAGGAAGGAUGGGUCGAGGGAUGCGGUGGAAAGUCGAUUGAACGAGGAGCAAAUGGAAAUAAAUCCCGCGGAAAAUCCCGUGGAGAGUAAAAAGGAUAAAGGAACGGGUCAGUCGCAAACGGAAGAGCGCGAGGGGCAUUCUGGAUCCAAGCAAGAGGAGAAUGUCCCUAUUUCCGGCGAACAGGCAUCUUUGAAACCUGCGCCGAAACGAAGAAGGCCAGGGCAGAGCGAUGAAAAACGUAGCUUGCUCGAUGACGACGCCCAAUCUUCGGCAAAGAGGUUAAAAACCGCCGAGAUACAUGAUCGAGACACCGAGGAGGAAAGUGAGAAGAAUAAAGGCGGCGGUGAGAGCGAGACUUACGAGCAUAUCAAAAGUUCAGAGAAACACGACGAUUACGCUUUCGAUGCCGCGACCGAGGAACAAAUUAAGAAACAGGCAUCGAAUUUGGAAGAUAAAGAGGAUAAAAUGGAUGAUCAAUUGGAAGAUGACGACGUUAAAAUGCACGAGGAUCCAGAACCGAACGAUCGAGAGGAAGAAACGAAGAAGGAGCAAGCUCAGAAAUUGUCUGAAAGUAAGAAGGAAAAAUCGGCGAACGCGAGAGGCGAAAGAACGGACGACGCGGAGCAGCAAAUCGAGAUAGGGGGCGACGUUGAAGGGGAAAACGUGGAAACGAUUCGUGUUUUACGAGGGAAUGAAUCUACAAUUCAUACAAAGUUAUCGGAGACAGAGUUGCACGGAGACGUUUCUACGGAUGACAUUGCGCAAAAGAGAUCCGAGAUAGAAAGUAUGUUGGGCCAAUGGUCUCGUGGGCCGUCCUCGAUAGAGGCGGCGAAUGCUUGGAAUUCCAUAAGCGCCAUAACCGAAUCAGCUGCCAGGGAAUUGUCGGAAAAAUUACGCUUGGUAUUGGAACCGACGUUAACCUCUCGAUUGAAAGGCGAUUACAGGACUGGCAAGCGUAUAAACAUGAGAAAAGUGAUCCCCUAUAUAGCAAGUGAAUUUCGCAAAGACAAAAUUUGGUUGAGGCGUACGAAACCGUCGAAAAGAGAUUAUCAGAUAGUGUUGGCCAUCGAUGAUUCGAGCAGUAUGGCCGACAACCACUCGAAGGAAUUGGCAUUUGAAUCGCUUUCGUUGAUCGGCAAAGCUAUGACUUAUUUGGAGGUUGGUCAACUCGCUGUUGUCAAUUUCGGGGAACGGGUGAACAUACUUCAUCCUUUCGGGGAAAACUUUACAGAGGAAAGUGGCGCUAGGUUGAUUCAAGAAAUGAAAUUUGAACAGAAAAAGACAAUGAUCGGUCAGUUGCUUGAUUUCACGAUAGAAAUGUUCGCAUCUCAAAGGAGUUCUUCUGACAAUGCCAAAUUGGUUACUAUUUUAUCGGACGGUAGAGGAAUAUUCUCCGAAGGUAUAGAAACGGUGACUGCAGCAGUGAGAAAAGCUAAAUUGUUGAAUAUAUUUCUCGUCUUCAUAAUAGUCGAUAAUCCUCUCAACAAGGAUUCAAUACUUGAUAUUAGGAUGCCAGUUUUUGAUGGUGGUAAAUUAUUAGGUAUACGUUCCUACAUGGAUAACUUUCCUUUUCCAUUUUAUAUUAUUCUUAGAGAUUUGAAUAGCUUACCUGUUGUGUUGAGUGACGCAUUACGACAAUGGUUUGAAAUUGUAGGUAGAAUUGAUACUUAAAAACAAUAACAUUUCGAUAUAUAAAUAGAUUUCUUUUUUUUAUGUUUUGCAUUUGACUCGAAAUAUAAUAUAUUUCUUUAUUAAAUUUAUUCGUAUCUUUAAUCUUUUUUUAAUUCUUUCUUAUAUAAAAAUUAUAUCAAAAAUGUUAAAAAAUGGACUAAAUUAUUUGAAUUAUUGAAAAAUUGACAUUUCUUUAUUAUUAUUCUCGUGUGUAAAUAUAAAUAAGGAGAAUCGAUUAUAAGAAAAGGACAGGGAUAAAAAUUGUGAAAUCAACGCCAUUUUUAGAGUACAAAUGAAAUUAAUAUAAAUGAGGAUCAUUUCAAAGGAUCAUUUUUUAAGAACACUCAAGAGAUAGUGCUUAAUUGUUUAUUUUCGCAGAGAUAUCUUUAGUAAUUAAGAAAUGGCGCUAACAAUCAAAUCUUAUUCCUAUAUUUAUCUUUCUCUUGGAUUAUUUUCUUUGUUUAUUUUCUCUAUGAUACACGAUGGCGCUAAUUUUUAAUUUUUAUUCCAUUUUAUCCUAUCUUUAAACAAAUGUUUUUGGUACUUAAAAGAUGGCGCUAAUAAUCAAUUCUUAUCCUAUUUUCAUCCUUAUCUCUAUACGAUUUAUUCUCCUUGUCUAUAUUUAUUUCCUCUGCAGAGACGAGAUGGCGUUAAUACUUUUUUACUCUAUCUAUGCGGUUAAAAGAUCUAUGAAUACAUUUCAAUAAAUGUAUGUACUGAAUAAAAAUAUCAAGAUUGUAUCAAAAAUAAAUUAUUUUAAUCUAUUGACUUAUAUUA
This is a messenger RNA of Apis mellifera (honey bee), 16850 nucleotides long. Its product is annotated as midasin. Gene Ontology annotation, molecular function: ATP binding; ATP hydrolysis activity. Gene Ontology annotation, biological process: rRNA processing; ribosomal large subunit assembly. Gene Ontology annotation, cellular component: preribosome, large subunit precursor; nucleus. Lineage: Eukaryota; Metazoa; Arthropoda; Insecta; Hymenoptera; Apidae. Bases 72 to 16073 code for a protein of 5333 amino acids. The record is from RefSeq and is a predicted model, not a curated record. The transcript has 19 exons.